Messenger RNA from Danaus chrysippus (African queen), 1320 nucleotides. NCBI's taxonomy places the organism in Eukaryota, Metazoa, Arthropoda, Insecta, Lepidoptera, Nymphalidae. The record is from the annotation of a GenBank genome assembly.
AUGACUAAACAAGAACAAACAAAGAAGAAAACGGUUAAAGUGGUAGUGCUUGGAGAUAUCGGUAGAAGUCCUCGGAUGCAGUAUCAUGCGCUCUCACUCGCUAGUUGUGGUUGUAUGGUUAAUAUAAUUGGAUACGUGGAAACAGCACCACUUACAGAAAUUCAAGAGAAUACAAACAUUACAAUUACUCAAUUACAUCCCUUGAAGAUAGACCGACUUCCUAAGAUUCUAAAAUACUUUGCAAAAGCUUUGUGGCAAACUAUAUCAUUGUUUUUAACAUUAUUGAUAACUGGAAAAUGUGAUUACUUACUUUGCCAGAAUCCUCCGGCGAUACCUACUCUACCUGUUUGUAGGUUUUAUUGUUUGGUCACCCGAACUAAGUUUAUUAUUGAUUGGCACAACUAUGCACACACAAUUAUGGCUCUUUCACUUGGAAAUCAACAUCCACUUUUAAAAGUAGCAACUUACAUAGAAAAAUAUUUUGGGCAAUCAUCAGACAGUAAUAUAUGUGUGACAUAUGCAAUGAAAACUGAUUUGCUUGAAAAUUGGAAUAUUGUAGCUAUGGUCCUGUAUGACAAGCCACCCAAAAUAUUUAGGCCAAUAACUCUAGAAGAGAAACAUAAGUGGUUUCUAAAACUAGGACAAGAGUAUGAAGUCUUUAACGCAAAAGAAAAAUGUAGCGAGACAAGUAGACAAUCUACUGCUUUCACCGAGGAAGUCAAUAAUUCAAUUAGAUUAAAGCUUGAUAGACCAGCGCUACUGUUCAGUAGCACUAGUUGGACUGAAGAUGAAGAUUUUAGUAUCCUUAUGGAUGCAUUGCAAGUAUAUGAAACAACAUACAACUUAACAAACAAGCUACCUAAGCUCAUAUGUGUUAUAACUGGCAAGGGUCCAAUGAAAGAACAUUAUCAGAAUGAGAUUAAAGCUCGUAAUUGGCAGCAUGUUAAAGUGAUAACACCAUGGUUGGAGGCAGCCGAUUAUCCCACAAUGGUGGCAAGUGCAGACCUCGGUGUAUGUUUACAUACAAGUUCAUCAGGUCUUGACCUCCCUAUGAAGGUGGUUGACAUGUUUGGCGCUGGACUACCCGUCUUUGCUUGUGAUUUUAAAUGCAUUGAUGAACUAGUUCAGAAUGGAGAAAAUGGCUACACAUUCAAAACAAGUGAUGAACUCUCCAAACUAAUAGUGUUAUGGUUUGAUGACUUUCCAAGGAAUGUUUCUCAAAAUAAACUGGCAGAAAGAAUGAGACAAAAUCUUAAUAAAUUUCAAGAAUCAAGAUGGGAAGACAAUUGGAAUUUACGAGCUAAAAAAUUGUUUGAAUGA